Hevea brasiliensis (rubber tree) is the source of this 979-nucleotide messenger RNA. RefSeq lists its product as uncharacterized. Bases 125 to 511 code for a protein of 128 amino acids. The record is from RefSeq and is a predicted model, not a curated record. Lineage: Eukaryota; Viridiplantae; Streptophyta; Magnoliopsida; Malpighiales; Euphorbiaceae. The transcript has a single exon.
ACAACUCUUUAAAUUCCUUUGAUCCCACUUCUCGUACAUAAGUUUUCAUCGUCAUAAACAAUUUUCUACCAUAAAUUCACACACAAAAGAAAGAAUUUAGAUACGCACCAUUUCUAGUCUUAUUAUGGGUAUGGACAACUGGUCUCUGCUUAGCCGCCUCAAGAGGGCAGUAAGAAAGGUCAAGAUUAUCCUUAAUCUUGAUAUCAACCGGUGGCGUGUGGUGGCUUCUUUGAUCGGUGCUUCUCCGACCAAGCAUCGGUUUAGCUUCAAUGAAAGACCAGGGUUAAGGGAUUGUACGGUCUACACGGAAGAAUUAGAAGAUUCAUCAGUUUCAGGUAAUUCUUCAAUGGGAUUACACAGAACUGUUAGCUACCCAUCAGAAGAUGAUAUUGAUAAGAGAGCUGAAAUGUUCAUAGAAAAAUUUCGCCGGCAACUUCAGAUUGAGAGGCAGAUUUCUUUGGAGCUCAAGUAUUUGCAGGGAAAUAGUAGCUUCAAAUUGAGAUCUCCAUGAAGAGACUGAUUGAAGUUUCUGGUGAUGGAGCCUAUGUUUUAUGAGAGGAUUUUCUAUUGCCGAUUUGUAAUUACAAUUAAUGGUUCUGCUUUUUUCUGCUGGGACUUGGAUUCACUGCAAAGAAAUGAAGCAUGGAAGAAAGAUGGAAUUACAGGGUUUUAUGCUUUUGCCAAUCAAAUCAAUUAUUUUCUUUUUUUCAGAAAAUUACAUAUUUUCUGUGAAUCAUUUUUAUCUAAACAAUGGUGAAAUAUUGUAUUUUGGGUUUUUUUUUUUAUUUUUUAAUAAUUCUUUUUUGUUUUGAUGUGAUUAAGGUCAGAUUGUGGGAUUGUUUCAUAUGUGACCCAUUUAUGGGAGGGUUGAUUCUUUACUAUUUGUAUUCUUUUAUUCUUUAAUUAGUGUAUGCUUAAUGCAUUGUAUAGAUGAGAAAAAACAGAAAUAUAAUAUGUAAAAUUUGGUUUGUUUAUAUAA